AAAGAAAAAAAUGAGUCUGGGUCUUUAAAAACAUAAAUAUUGCAACUAAACUAUAGAAAAUAUUAAUUGGCGGGGGGAAUUAAAGGCGAUUUCUGGGGAUGAAGAAGGGGAGUGUGUUAUCCUUAGGUGCCAUUAGCUUGCUAAGUAGCUAAUCAUUUAAACACGGCCUUGUCCAUUUACUCUGGUUUUCUGGCUCUCUUUCCUCAAUUACAGGGAAAAUAGACCGUAGCGACCAUCACAGAGGAAGACUGUAAGAGGGAAAUUAACGGGGAUGGACCCGGAGAUCAGCCGGGCUGCAGCUAGUAGCACUGGGGCAAGUGGCGAGAUUGAGCUUCCUACCGAGAAGGCCGCAGCACCAUCCCCAACCCCCAGAGCAGCCUCUGCCCGCGGUAGAGUGCUGAGAGAACGCGGACUGAGUCGCGUACAGACCGGUGUUUCCUCGGCGGGCCUGAAUGACUCUAAAUCAAGUACACCGAGCUCCGGUCGAGUUUUAAGGGACCGGUCCUCUAGGGGGGUGGUGGCUGGGAAGAACGGAAGCGGUAACUCCAAAGAGCAGAAUGAAUUUGCUGCGGCAAAUCGCCGGAGAAAAUCCGAAUAUCCGAGGCGACGAAGGAACGCCGGAACCCGUGUUGAAAAUUCGGGAGAGGCCGAUGACGGUGGCCUAGCCAUUGGUUCUGAAGACAAGAAAAUCCCCUCCGAGAAAGCUUCACGACCGUCGAGACCCCGUCGCCCCCAACUUCAACCCCGACAAAGGGCACCAUCGGCUCGCUCUUCCCGACCUUCGCCCACCCUUGUGUGCAAGAGCGAACCAGACACAGAGACUGCAUAUGGAGCGGUGGAGGAUGUCCUGGAACGGACUGGUGGCAGUGACGACGAUGACGACGUGCUUAUUGGCGAAGAGGACCCCCCUUUCAGGGACGACCCAAAUGACCUGAAUUACAAGCCUGAAACAGAGAGCAGGGAGCCCCAAAAGCCACGGCGCCGCCCCCCUAGACAGAGGGAGGAGAAGAAGGAAAAGGAGAGGGACAAAGACCGAGGGAAAGAGAUAAAAACAGAGGGGGGAGCCGAGAUGGACGUCAAGCUGGAAGACGAGUUUGGAGAGGAGGCAGAGCCACCCAGGAAGAGAGGUAGACGGCGGAAAGACGACAAAAGUCCACGUCUUCCAAAACGAAGGAAGAAGCCCCCAGUGCAGUAUGUGCGCUGUGAGAUGGAGGGCUGUGGCACUGUACUGGCUCACCCACGCUAUCUACAGCACCACAUUAAAUACCAGCACUUACUGAAGAAGAAGUAUGUGUGCCCCCACCCCACCUGCGGAAGACUGUUCCGUCUGCAGAAACAGCUGCUGCGGCAUGCUAAGCAUCAUACAGACCAGCGAGACUACAUCUGUGAAUACUGUGCUCGGGCCUUCAAGAGCUCCCACAACCUGGCGGUGCAUCGCAUGAUCCAUACAGGGGAGAAGCCUCUGCAGUGCGAGAUUUGCGGCUUCACCUGCCGGCAGAAGGCGUCGCUGAACUGGCACAUGAAGAAGCACGACGCAGACGCCUUCUACCAGUUCUCCUGCAACAUCUGCGGCAAGAAGUUCGAGAAGAAGGACAGCGUGGUGGCCCACAAGGCCAAGAGCCACCCCGAGGUGCUGAUAGCCGAGGCCCUAGCAGCUAAUGCCGGGGCCCUCAUCACCACCCCAGCCCCCCUGCUGGAGGCCCUGCCUGGGACCGGCCCGGCCGAGCACCUGGUGGUGGUGGGGGAGGAACAGAGCCUGCCCCCCAUGCAGGUGUCUUUGCCCCUGGCCCUCCCGUUAGCGGGGCAGCAGAUCCUGGCCUCCCACCCCCAGCAGGCUCCACUGCUGCAGCUCCCGCCCCCACUCCAGCAGCAGCAACAGUCCCCCCAACUCAUCCAGCUCACCCCUGCCCAGCCCCACCCUCCCAGCCAGCUCCUGCCCCCGGCCCAGGACCUGGUCAACAGCAGGGAGAGCUUAGGACUAGGCUCCAUCUCCACCCUCUCCGCAUCCCCUCCCCCGCCCUCCGCCCUCCACCAGUCAGUGAUGCCGGCGAGCGACGGGGGCGGGGUCUGGGAGGGGGAGGUGGACGCAGAGAGGCACAGGGUGGAGGACGGGGUGGUGUGGGUGCAGGAGGGGGACGGGGAACGGGUGGAUGGAGGGAUGGUGUGGGAGAGGGAGGGAGAGAGGGAGAUCCUGCUGGAGAGCGCAGAGGGGGCGGUGUCGCACGGGAAUCACCACGGGCUGAUUUAGAGAAGGAGAAGGGGAGGAGACGGAGGGUAUGUAGGAGAGAGAGAGAGAGAGGGAGAGAGGGAGGGAGGGAGGGUGAGUGGGUGGGGAAGGACAAAUGAAGGUGAGAAGAGAAGGGAAGGGAAAAAAAAAUAAAAAAAGAGUCCAGACUCACAACCCUGCUUGUGUGAAGGCUUUAACAAUAUACAAUUAUAAUGCUGCAUCUUCACAGUGAAGUGCAGUACAGAUACUCACUUAGAUACCUAUACUAUUAUAUCAGGGAAUUUGAGUUUGUCAUUGUUGCUUUUUGUACAUAGAUCAUUUUAGUGCAUAAGUACUUUCACCACCCCUUCAUCAAACAUGGUGUGUGUGUGUGCGUGUGCGCACGUGUGUGCAUACAUACUUGUGUGCUCAUGUUACUUAUUUGAGAAUAAAUGAGACAGUUUGUCUGUAAUGCAAGAAAACGUUGGAAUAGAUAACACCUCUCAGUCAUCCUUGCCUCGACUCUCGCAAUCUCUCUCUCACUCUAGGCCAAUGUAUCUAAGGCAUUAGUACAGUAUUAAUUUACCUUUUUUUAUUUUUUUUAUUUAUUGUCAAAUUGUCCCUCCGUGUGUUAAAACAAUAGAUUUUUUUUUGUUUGUUUUCUUUUUUUUUAAAUCAAGCUGUCACCUCCAGAAUUACAUUCUAAAGUCAUGUCUUAUCAAUCUUGUAAAGAAACGUGUAAUUAAGAACGUGUGAACUCACCUUAUUUUAGUUAGAUUUUAUUUAGAUUUUCUCCGGUAUUUUUAUUGAGCACCGCUAUUGAAACACCGCUUCCCCGCCGUCUCUCACUGGUCUGUGUGCUACAUGCCCUGUGCUGCCAUUCUCAUCAGCCCGCCAUGGUUUGUACUUAAUGCGCAUCUUCAUUUGGACAAAAUAACGUUAUGAAAAGGCAUUGCUUCUGUCCAACUGUGAGCAGCAAAGUAACUUGCUGUCUGUUUAAAGGAAGCCAUAGAUUCAUAGAUAUUCACAUUUCUGAAAAGUGUGAGGCAAAGUAUUUUUUAAAUGCCUGGGGGGAAAUGAACAUAGGUAUUAGUGCACUUCUGAGCUUGUGUUAUUUGCCGAUUUCAGAAUAAAAUCAUUCAUGGAUACGACCAUCGGUGAAUUCUGUUCCAACAUGGUAACCUGUUGAUAGAGGAAUUAGUAAACUGACUGGACACUACACAGGGGUGCUAGCAUACACUGCCACUGUAACUCGACACUGUCAUCUCUGUCUCACCUUUUAAUAAACCCACAACAAAUAUAUGUUAAGGAAUAAAAAUCAAACAAUGUGAUGAAA
Conger conger (European conger) is the source of this 3542-nucleotide messenger RNA. It is a transcript of the gene zfp91, whose product is annotated as ZFP91 zinc finger protein, atypical E3 ubiquitin ligase. The transcript is spliced from 11 exons. Gene Ontology annotation, cellular component: nucleus. Gene Ontology annotation, biological process: regulation of transcription by RNA polymerase II. NCBI's taxonomy places the organism in Eukaryota, Metazoa, Chordata, Actinopteri, Anguilliformes, Congridae. The record is from RefSeq and is a predicted model, not a curated record. Gene Ontology annotation, molecular function: transcription coregulator activity. The coding region runs from base 272 to 2248 and encodes 658 amino acids.